Danio rerio (zebrafish) is the source of this 1775-nucleotide messenger RNA. RefSeq names its product interleukin 15, like (gene il15l). Gene Ontology annotation, cellular component: extracellular region. The record is from RefSeq and is marked validated. NCBI's taxonomy places the organism in Eukaryota, Metazoa, Chordata, Actinopteri, Cypriniformes, Danionidae. Gene Ontology annotation, biological process: immune response. Gene Ontology annotation, molecular function: cytokine receptor binding.
GUGUUUGGAAAACUGCAUGACGCACUGAUAGUCUCAGCGUAUUGUCAAAAGCUUUUUCCAUGUUGUCAAAAUCAACACGCUGUGAUGUGGUUUCAUUUUCGCAGGCUUAAAUGCAGAUGUCUGUGUGACUCACUGUCAGAAACAGACCAGCCCAACACGCGGCGGUAGCCUAUAUAAGAACAAUACAGAGCGUUGUCAAAUUUGACUACCUUGCGGUGCUCAUGAAGACAAUGCUUAGCCUACAGUUAUUCAUGUGACCUCAACAAUGAGCGGGUGACGACUCGGCUUUCGAUAGUUUAUUGUAGCAUUGUUUUGUUUUUAACCAGCGUUUCCUUGGAAUUGGGUCCGAUGAAAAAGCGUUGAUUUAUGCAGCAUGAUUAGGCUAUACUUGAACAUGCAGUUCUGCCAACGGAUUUGUUCAAAUAUUUACACCAGAAAUGUUUGAUGAGGCUUACGAGUAGUUUUUGUCUUCAGCCAUGUGCUCCACUGUCUACCUACUAAAGUCCAAACCCCAGCGAGAGGGAAAUGUAGCCCCUCAGAGCGCCCCAUCUCUUCCUAGGCCUGAUGACAAAUCUGCUGUUGAGGGAGAGCUGGACAUUUGAUAUGAGGACAGAUUUACUCUACUAUUCCAUGCUUUGCACGUCAUUAUCUCUGUAUCUGCUGAUAAUGUUGACAAGACAGAUCAAGAGCCAGUCAGUGUGCAGCAGAGAGAGUGUGGAAAUGGUGAAACAGAUUGCAGCUAAGCUGAACAAUGUGGAAAACGAUUGCAUGAUGUACACUCCAACUCAGGCAAAUUAUAAGAACUGCUCCAAGUCCACAAUUACAUGCUUUGCAUUUGAAGUGAGUGUUUUGUCUGUGGAAAUCCAAGUCGAGAGUUUGGCCUUUCGGCAACUACAAAGGAUUCUAAACAGGGUGACAAAAAGAUUACAGGACGAAAUGGAGAUGAAAUGUCCAGUCUGCGAGCUCUACAAAGAAGAAAGUACAAAGACUUUUUUAAACACCUUGCAACACAUCUUAGAACAGAUGAAUGCUGAAAGAAUCUGUGCUCCAUAGGAAAUGAAAAGAAGAUGCAUCAGGAAAACUUUAAGUACGUGAUCUGAAGGAGCGGUUCUGCAGACACUGAAGUGCUUCUCCAGAGGUGGCAGAACAGACGCCGUAUUCUAAGCUACAAGCAUACUGCGCACAUCUGUAUAUGCAAAGAUAUAUUUUCAUAAAUAAAUUUUAACUUUUAUAGAAUAUGUGCCACAAUUGUGUGCUUUGACAGCAAACUACCUCUAAAUCCAUGACUUCUGUUUCAUUGAUUAUGUACUCUUCUGUUAAACAACAUCUGUUACUUUAGAGUGUCCCUAUUAAAAUGCUUUUAGACGAUAUCUAUUGCAAAUGCUGCUUGAAGAUGUAAAAGUGUAAAUCUGAUUGUGAAACAUCCAUCUUAAUGUCUUUGUGCAAGUGUAAACAUGCCGGUCCUACGCCACCCAACCCACUCUGGGCUGGUAUCGAACUGACGACCUUCCGCAUGGGAGUAUUGCUGGUCAGAGGAGUGAGGUUUAUCUGCACAGCACUUAUUAGCUGGCCUUCGUUACAUAGCAGCUUUGAGACAGCCUUAAAACUGAUUCAUUAAGCUUUUGACUGCAGCCUAUAAAUUGCUGAUAAAUUAUAAUAGACUGUCCCAUCUCACCAUUCAAAUGAGGUUUUCAGAAAGUGGGGAUUAGAGAAACAGGAACUUUGAAAACACCAUUUCUGUAACUGUAAAAUUAGCUUAUACUGCAUUAAAUAUG